UCUUCGUGAUUCGUGCAAAGGAUUAGACCGAAGGAUUAGAAAAUGGGACUGUCGAAGGCUUAUCUUUUAGUUUUGUCUCUGGCCUUCUGCCUCUAUUGCUUCCCACGUGUUAUCCUUGGCUCGGCAAUCAGUGUGGAUGGUUUCAAUUUGUAUAAAGAUCUUCUCCGUGGCAAAAAUGAUGAAUUCAAUGAAAUCAGUGACGAUGAAAAUGGAAUAGCACGCGUUAUUUACUUCUAUCGCACUCCAGCCGCGACUUACACAGAAUUCGCCAAGGAGUUCGAUGCAGAAGGACUCGGAAAGAGAUCUAGCAAAUACAGGAAUUUCAUGCUGAACAGAGAAGGACAGGAUGAUCCUGAGGACAUUGUCAAUCCGAGCAAAUUCUACUUUCCGCGCACAAUGCCCAAGAGAGGAGCCCUGCUCAGCUGGGCCAUUCCGGCGGCGAAUAGACCGCGUCGGCAACUCGAGUUAUCGCCCGCCAGGGAUAAACAGGCCCGCUGCAGCCGAGUAAUGACAUCUUGCAAGAACACGACAAUGCAACGCAAGACACAAACAGCAACGAAUCUGGACAAUGAAGCCAGAUAA
Messenger RNA from Phlebotomus argentipes, 582 nucleotides. RefSeq lists its product as uncharacterized. The transcript has 5 exons. The record is from RefSeq and is a predicted model, not a curated record. The coding region runs from base 43 to 582 and encodes 179 amino acids. NCBI's taxonomy places the organism in Eukaryota, Metazoa, Arthropoda, Insecta, Diptera, Psychodidae.